AUGUCCCAAGGCCACAUCAUCCCCCUCCUCCACCUCUCCCGCCUCCUCUGCCGUCGCUCCUCCUCCACUGCCGUCACCGUCGUCUCCACUUCCGGCAACUCCGCCGCCAUCCGCUCAGCCCUCGCCGGCUCCGGCGUCUCGAUUCUCGAGCUCCCUUUCCCUGAAAACGUCGACGGCGUGCCGCCGGGCGUCGAGAACACCCAACACCUCCCCUCCAUGCAAUCCCUCCUCCCUUUCCUCCAAUCCACCAAGCUCAUGCAACCGAUUUUUGAGAAGUUUCUAGGAACCCUAACCCCAUCUGUCUCGUGCAUCGUCUCGGAUGGGUUCCUCGGUUGGACCCUCGACUCGGCCCGAAAAUUCUGCAUCCCGAGGUACGCGUUCUUCGGGAUGGGAAGCUUCUCGAGCACAAUGUAUCAGGUGCUCGGGAGGGAACGGCCACACGCGGGGACGGUUUCUCUGGACGAGCCUUUCCCCAUGCCAGGGUUUCCUGGUCUGAUGCUGACCAGGAACGAUUUCGACCCGCUUUUCGGUGAGAUUGACCCGUGUGGGCCUUACGUGGACUUCAUGAUGGAGCAGUUGGCGGCCAUAGCCGCCAGUCGAGGGAUUAUUGUCAACAGUUUUUACGAGCUCGAGGGGGAGUACAUCGAGUAUUGGGACCGGAGGAUCGGGCCAAAGGCCCACUGCGUGGGCCCGCUUUGCAUGGCGGUUGUUGACGGGCCGUGUUUCACCGACGAGGAGGGGAAACGGCUGGCGUACGUGGAGUUUUUGGACCGGAAGUUGUCGGGGGGCGAGCCGGUUUUGUACGUGGCAUUCGGGACUCAAGCGGAGGUUUCGGAGGAGCAAAUCAGGGAAAUUGCGAAGGGUUUGGAGGAUUCAAUGGUGAGUUUCUUGUGGGUUUUGGGGUGGAGAGAGGCUGAGUUUUUGGGGGGGUUAGGCUUUGAGGGAAGGGUCAACGGGAGGGGAUUGGUGGUCAAGGGGUGGGUUGACCAGUUUGGGAUACUCCGGCACGGUGGGGUUGGGGGGUUCAUGAGCCACUGCGGAGAUGCCUCAGCAAUCACGGUUCAGUUCAGAUCCAGGACAAUUAUAAUUAUUAAUUAA
This is a messenger RNA of Striga hermonthica, 1098 nucleotides long. The record is from the annotation of a GenBank genome assembly. NCBI's taxonomy places the organism in Eukaryota, Viridiplantae, Streptophyta, Magnoliopsida, Lamiales, Orobanchaceae.